CCAAUCAAUCUGAACUACAAGGUAGAGAGGUUGGCGGAGAUAUACAUUGCUGAGAUUGUACGCUUGCACGGUGUGCCAUCUAGCAUUGUGUCGGACAGAGACCCGAGGUUUACCUCGCGUUUCUGGGAAGCUUUGCAGCGGGCUUUGGGAACCAGGUUGAAAUUGAGUUCCGCUUAUCAUCCACAGACGGAUGGGCAAACCGAGAGGACCAUCCAAUCCUUGGAGGAUUUGCUAAGAUCUUGUGUGCUGGAUCACAAAGGCAGCUGGGAUGAGAUGUUGCCAUUGAUCGAGUUCACUUACAACAACAGCUUUCAUGCAAGCAUAGGGAUGGCCCCUUAUGAAGCGUUGUAUGGUCGGAGGUGCCGUACACCCUUGUGCUGGCAUCAAGAUGGGGAGAACUUGAUUGUUGGACCUGAAUUAGUUCAGAAAACCACAGAAGAGGUGAAGCGAAUCCAAGAGAAGAUGAGGGUUUCGCAGAGUCGUCAGAAAAGUUAUGCUGACAAUCGCAGGAAGGAGUUGGAGUUUCAAGCUGGAGAUCAUGUCUUCUUGCGGGUUACCCCGAUGACAGGUGUCGGAAGGGCGAUCAAGUCAAAGAAGCUUACUCCAAAGUUUAUCGGACCGUACCAGAUUACGGAGCGUGUUGGACCCGUGGCGUAUAGGAUUGCCUUACCGCCGUUCCUAUCCAACAUACAUGAUGUGCUGCAUGUGUCGCAACUUCGGAGGUAUAUGGCUGAUAAUUCUCAUGUGAUUGAACCUGAUGAUAUUCAGCUGAAGGAUGAUCUAACGAUGGAAAUGCCGCCCAUCAAGAUCGUCGACAAAAGCACCAAACGCUUGAGGAACAAGGAAGUAUCCUUAGUGAAGGUUGUAUGGAAUCAAGCUACGGGCGAUGCGACUUGGGAAUUAGAGGAUAAAAUGCGGAAAUCACAUCCCGAGUUGUUUGUAGACCCUUAAGUUUCGAGGGCGAAACUAUUUUUAAGGGGGGUGGUAUUGUAAGGCCCUAAGUUCAAUUUGGAACAAUUUUAUGGAAGUUUGAAUAAAAUUGAAGUUUUUGGCUAUGUUUGAUAACUGGCAGAUUAGAACUGUCAACUUGUGUGAAUUUUUAGAGGGUCUUAACGACUUCAUUUGGGAAAACUUCCUUCAUGAGAGUUGUAGCCCUUCAAGUCUAGAAAAUUCUCCAAGUGGUUUCGUGUCGAUCCGAUAUCUGUAGCUCCAGA
Molecule: messenger RNA, 1214 nt
Organism: Lotus japonicus
Lineage: Eukaryota; Viridiplantae; Streptophyta; Magnoliopsida; Fabales; Fabaceae
Exons: 1
Coding region: 274-951 (225 amino acids)
Molecular function (GO): nucleic acid binding
Source: RefSeq, a predicted model, not a curated record